UUGAUCCUUUCCCUACCACCUGAACACAAGAAGAAACACAAUAACUUAAAUUAAAAUAGAAGUAACAUGGAUGUUAACAGAUUGUGGGUUAGUUCUUUGAUUGCUAUAUUAUUUAACUGUUCCUAGAUUAACUCAAAUAAGUUUAUUGGUUUUAGUAAUGUGCUUCUUUCAGUGCAUGUUCUUUUCCCAGAGUGCUGCUUCCUAAUUUUAGAGGGUUCAUAUUGCAGGAGGCACUUGAACAAUCAGGCGUGGCUAUUUUGUGGGUAUAAAUAUUUGAGAAGUGCCUUGGGGUGGAGUUUCAGACCCUGCUUUUGAACAUUCCUUUAAAGACAGCUGUCGAACAACCUUCUUGCAUCAGUGCCAGGAUUGUCCCACUGAGGUUUGAGCGGCUGUUAUAUUUCAACUCCCAUAGACUGAUCCAUAGACGGGCAGUAUGGAUCAUCGUGCAGCCCUGGAAAUGGAUAAAAUCCACCCAAAUCGCCAGUCGAGCAUCACAGAUGAUGAAGAAGAACAAGAUGCUGCAUUUACCAUUGUCAGAGUCCUGGACAAGGUAGCCACUAUAGUAGAUAGCGUGCAGGCCAGUCAAAAGCGGAUUGAGCAGCGCCACAGAGAAAUGGAAGACGCCAUCAAGACAAUUCAGAUCGACAUUCUAAAGCUGGCUCAGGCACAUGGCAACACAGGAUACACAGUUAACAAGCUGUUGGAGAAAACGCGCAAAGUUAGUGCUCGGGUCAAAGAAGUGAGAGUCCGAGUAGAGAAGCAGAAUGUUAAUGUGCAGAAGGUGGAGACCAAACAGGAAGAAAUAUUGAGGAAAAACAAGUUUCGUGUUGUCAUUUACCAGGAAGACAUUCAGUGUCCAUCUUCUCUGACCGUUGUCCAAGACAGAACACAAGAGGAAAGCAGAGAAGAUGCCUUCUGCCCACCCGAUGAUCUCUCGUCUGACGAGGAGUAUUACAUAGAAGAAAGCCGAACAGCCCGUUUAAAGAAAUUGGGGAUGAGGCGCAUCAGCAUCAUCAAAAAAGCAUUUUCAAGAGAAAACCUUCAGAAAACAAGGCAAAAUUUUGGCAAGAAGGUGGACAGGCUUCGUACUCGAAUAGUAACCCCCGAGAGAAGGGAACGAAUAAGGCAAUCGGGAGAGAGGUUGAGACAGACUGGGAUACGGUUCAAGAAAAAUAUUGCCAAUGCAGCACCAAUUAAGGAGAAUUUGAAAAAGUAUAGGAAAACUAAAGAGCAACCGGGGGCUGAAGGCCAACAAGGAACCCAAGAAUCUGGCACUCAAACAGCAACAGAAAGUAGGGAAGCUGAACCAGCCUUCGAAGAAAUUUCUUACUCUGAAGUGAUAACCAAAGUGAAGAAGGACAAAGGGAACGGAUCAAAAAACCUUUCUCAGGCAGAUGAGAAAAUAGUGAUUCCUCCUGAGAAGAACCUGAUCAAACCAGAGACAAAAGAGGACACCCUUCUACUGGAUCUAAAGCAGCCAGCUUAAAUGGCAAAAGUCUGCUGGUGCGGUGGUGUCACUGUGGCAGGGGAAGAGCAAUUCCUCUCAUGCUGGAGGGGCAGAAUGGUGGCUUUCAUAUUGCCUGAAGAUACCUUGAAGUAUUGCAUGUUGCAGAAAGUUUGGGGCCCAACCCAAGGUUUGGUUUCUAUCUGGGCAAGCCAAAUUGGUCUGUUGGAUUUAUCUGCCAACCCACCAAACCAAGCAGCAUGUGUUAAGACAUUCUUUUCCUACCUUGUGUUGUUCAAAUUUAUUUUUUUUUCUAAAGCUUCCAUUAUCUUCAUUCUUACUGUGGAUUGUGGUAAUGGUACCUUGUAGGGUGCCUGGUUGGAGAAAGUUGGCGUAGGACUCUUUCAGAAUUUCUCAAUAUUUUACAGAACAGUCAGUCAUGACAAACUUGCUAUUCUAGUUUGUCUGAUGAUUGAUAAAAUCCCUUCUGGACAAUCUGCAAUCAGGUAAAGAGAUGUGCUUGGAUUAAAUUGCAGAAUAGAUCUGUAUGUGUAUAUAUGUAUACUCUCUUCUUUUACAUGCAAUGGGUAUAUCUUUGUCACCUGAUGAUUCUCUGCUAAUAAUAAACAAUUUCCUUUUGAUGUAUAUGCAAAUUGCCAUUUACCCUGACAGGUACUACAUUUCAACAUUAAAAGGUGGUAGAAACACUCCCUCCCCCCAUUUAAUGACAACAAUUUCUCAACAAGUUUCUUGUUUUUAUGUACAGCAACAACUACAAAAAAUAAAUCUCAUUAUUUGACUUAUAAGACAUAUCUGGCUGUUACACGGAGUAGGUGAAUUGUGGGCAUGAACACAAUGAACACCCAUCAGCAGGUAACCAUUAACUGUUUCUGCCACUGUCCCCUAUACUUUUAUUCAAACAGGUUUCUCCCCCCCCAAUCCCUUUUAUCCAGAUAGGUUUGCUGGAUAAAGUUGAUUAUGGAAAAUUGCAGAGAAUUGGAUACUUCUUUGCAAGACAAAAUACGGAGAGAACUCUAUUUAGGAAUGUGGAAGAGCUACAGGGAAUUCAUCUUUGCUCCACUUGGAAAAGAUCAUGGGCUCCUGUCAUUUAGGAAGACAGUAGGAUUCAGCAUAAAUGUCUCUGAACAAGGAGGAGUCAUGGUAUCCCAAACCACUAAUGGUUUAAGUGGCUUACUGUUGGUUUAUUCAGCCAGUGUAUGUUCUGUUCUGUUUCAGAGGCUUAACAGUGUAAUCAGACAGUAGUACUGUGGUGAGAUCCUUUGAAUGAAAAAAUAAAAAUAAAUCUGUAAAGGGCCUGUUUGUAAAUGUAUUCUUUUAGCCGCAUCAGUUAAUAAGAGAAGUUGCUUCAACUUUAGCAAGUUCGUUGUAAUGUUAAAAAAAAAAAAAUCAGAAUUGGUGCUGUUACACAGAGGUUCCGGAAAAUCUCCAGAAGGUGCUCAUUAAUGACCCGAGUUAAUGACCUUUAAAUAAGGCAUUGAUUUCUGUCAACUCUCAAAGUCUUUGCUCCAGAAUAUCCCAUUAUGAUGCAGUUUCUUAACCUGCUUCCAUUUUAUGGUUUCAACACUGAUGACUCAGUGUAAUCCAAGUAUUUACGUUUUGCAUCAAUCUAUGCAGCGUUCUAUGACUAUAUAAAUUAUGCAAACUUUUUUCUAAAAUUUGCUGUAUUCUGCAGAUUGUUGAGCUUUACCAAAUGCUCAUGCUUUUUGAUUAUCAAAACUCUGAGACUCAUCUACCUCAGUAUAAACACGAGAUAUUAUCCUUUUGAGUAUUUUAAAAUUUAUUUUUGCACUCAAAUUUAAUAGAAAAAAUACGCUUAUCUCCUGCCCCCCUGCCCAAGAUCGUUUAAGAUACUAUUUUCCAUGACCAACAUAUUUUUGGCUUAAAAUUCUGGUAUUUUUUUAUUUUCUCAAGUAGCUGGUAAUAGCACUUAACUUUCGGAGCCAAGGAAUAGUAGUUGUAAGGAAGUAAUGCUACACUUUACAUUCAGUGGUUCAACAAUUUCCAAGUGGAUUAGUGUUUCCAGAUUGAGAUGGGUGACUUAACUGCAGUGGAAGGCAGAAGAGACAGACUGUAUAAGGAGAAAGCAGUUUCACAUGUAUUGUAUGUUUCUACACACUGUAAAAAUAAGAAUGGUAUCAAAUAAAAAAUAAUGUGUAACUAUGUUAGA
Messenger RNA from Crotalus tigris (Tiger rattlesnake), 3632 nucleotides. It is a transcript of the gene CAVIN4, whose product is annotated as caveolae associated protein 4. The record is from RefSeq and is a predicted model, not a curated record. Gene Ontology annotation, biological process: regulation of gene expression. Gene Ontology annotation, cellular component: cytoplasm; caveola. Bases 434 to 1486 code for a protein of 350 amino acids. NCBI's taxonomy places the organism in Eukaryota, Metazoa, Chordata, Lepidosauria, Squamata, Viperidae. The transcript has 2 exons.